Penicillium olsonii is the source of this 1299-nucleotide messenger RNA. NCBI's taxonomy places the organism in Eukaryota, Fungi, Ascomycota, Eurotiomycetes, Eurotiales, Aspergillaceae. The record is from the annotation of a GenBank genome assembly.
AUGAGUGACCUUGACCGGGCGAUCGAGCAGCUGCGGGCCUGCCGCCUGAUCCCCGAAAGCCAAGUUCGUGAGCUGUGUUACAAAGCGCGCGAGCUUCUGAUUGAAGAAGGGAAUGUCGUGUCGGUAGACGCACCUGUCACCAUCUGCGGUGAUAUCCAUGGCCAAUUUCAUGAUUUGAUGGAACUGUUCCGCGUCGGCGGUGAUGUCCCAGAUACAAACUACCUUUUUAUGGGCGAUUUCGUCGACCGUGGCUUCUACUCCCUCGAAUCCUUCCUCCUCCUUCUGUGCCUGAAAGUCCGAUACCCCGAUCGCAUCACACUGAUCCGCGGCAACCACGAAUCGCGCCAAAUCACAACAGUAUACGGGUUCUACGAUGAAUGUAUUCGCAAGUACGGCAGUGCCAACGUAUGGCGCUACUGCUGUGAAGUAUUCGACUACCUAGCUCUGGGUGCGAUCGUACUCGGCGCGAGCUCAGAGCUAGAACCAACCUCAUCCACCGUGAACGACACCGCACAAUCCAACCUCGCCAUCGCAGACAGCGAGCUAGAAACAGAAGUUCUAGACUCCCGAGGCCAUGUCACAAUGAGCACAUACCGCCCGCGACAGCGCUCCUCAUCCGACGCAUCCACAGACUCCCGCAACAUCUCCCCGCCGCGAGAUAUCUCCGCUGCCCCGGGGCAGGUCGCCGCGCCAUCUCGAUCGGGCGCACCGGGGACAGGCGCAAGCAGCGACGGUAACGGCAGUGCCGUGACUAGCCGGACCGGAGCGGUGCUCUGCGUCCACGGUGGCUUGUCACCGCUCAUCGACUCGGUGGAUAAGAUUCGGCUGAUUGAUCGCAAACAAGAGGUGCCGCAUGAAGGCGCAAUGUGUGAUCUGCUCUGGUCAGACCCCGACGAGAUCGAGGGCUGGGGGUUGAGUCCGCGUGGAGCUGGCUUUCUUUUCGGUGGUGAUAUCGUGAAGCAGUUCAAUCAUCUCAAUGGCCUGUCUCUUGUUGCACGCGCCCAUCAGCUGGUCAUGGAGGGUUAUAAAGAAAUGUUUGACGGUGGCAUUGUAACCGUGUGGUCUGCCCCGAAUUACUGCUACCGCUGCGGUAAUGUUGCCGCCAUACUUGAACUGGGCGAAGACGCCAGCGGUGGAGGUACUGUUGCUCGCAGUAAUGGCGAAUUUGGUCGGAGCAAUGGAAUCUCUGGGGAUAAUCGAGUUGUCAGCCCCGGAAGGAGAUACCGUGUCUUUGAGGCCGCGGCGCAGGAUACAAGGGGCAUGCCUGCGAAGAAGCCCGUCGCCGAUUAUUUCUUGUGA